GCGGCCGCCUCCUGGGCCCGGAGAACGGUGAGUGACACACUGGAUCUGACGGAGAGCCAUGGCAGUGUUUCUGGAGGCCAAGAACGCCCAUUCGGUCCUGAAACGCUUCCCUCGUGCCAAUGAGUUCCUGGAGGAGCUGCGACAGGGCACCAUCGAGCGGGAGUGCAUGGAAGAGGUCUGCAGCUAUGAGGAGGUCAAGGAGGUUUUCGAGGACAAGGAGAAAACGAUGGAGUUCUGGAAGGGGUACCCGAAUGCGGUCUACUCAGUUCGAGACCCCGCACAGAGCUCAGAUGCCAUGUGAGGGUCCUGGUUGUACAUGGAGGAUGACAGAAAAAGCCAAUGGCGUGAAGAGCUCCCCAGCCAAUAACCACAACCACCAUGCCCCUCCUGCCAUCAAGGCCAAUGGCAAAGAUGACCACAGGGCCAGCAGCCGGCCACAGUCUGCGGCCGAUGAUGACACCUCCUCAGAGCUACAGCGACUGGCAGAGAUGGAUGCCCCCCAGCAGAGGAGGGGUGGCUUCCGCAGGAUUGCACACCUGGUGGGGGUCCUCAGAGAGUGGGCUAACAGGAACUUCCGUGAGGAGGAGCCUAGACCUGACUCAUUCCUUGAGCGUUUCCGGGGGCCUGAGCUCCACACCGUGAUAACACAGCAAGGGGACGGCAAAGGCGACAAGGACGGCGAGGGAAAGGGCACUAAGAAGAAGUUUGAACUCUUUGUCUUGGACCCAGCCGGGGACUGGUACUACCGCUGGCUUUUUCUCAUUGCCUUGCCCGUCCUCUACAACUGGUGCCUAUUGGUGGCCAGAGCCUGCUUCAGUGACCUGCAGAAAGGUUACUACAUAGUGUGGCUCGUGCUGGAUUACGUCUCAGAUGUGGUCUACAUCACAGACCUCUUCAUCCGACUGCGCACAGGUUUCUUGGAGCAGGGGCUACUGGUGAAAGAUACCAAGAAGUUGCGGGACAACUACAUCCACACCAUGCAGUUCAAGCUGGAUGUGGCCUCCAUCAUCCCUACAGACCUGAUCUAUUUUGCUGUGGGGAUCCACAACCCUGAGGUGCGCUUCAACCGCCUGCUACACUUUGCCCGCAUGUUUGAGUUCUUUGACCGCACUGAGACACGCACUAGCUACCCCAACAUCUUCCGAAUCAGCAACCUGAUCCUCUACAUCUUGGUCAUCAUCCACUGGAAUGCCUGCAUCUACUAUGCCAUCUCCAAGUCCAUCGGCUUUGGGGUAGACACCUGGGUUUACCCCAACAUCACUGACCCUGAGUACGGCUACCUGUCUAGGGAGUACAUCUAUUGCCUUUACUGGUCUACACUGACCCUCACCACCAUUGGGGAGACACCACCCCCUGUAAAGGAUGAGGAGUACCUGUUUGUCAUCUUUGACUUCCUGAUUGGUGUCCUCAUCUUUGCCACCAUUGUGGGAAAUGUGGGCUCCAUGAUCUCCAACAUGAAUGCCACCCGGGCUGAGUUCCAGGCCAAGAUUGAUGCCGUCAAACAUUAUAUGCAAUUCCGAAAGGUCAGCAAGGAGAUGGAAGCCAAGGUCAUUAGGUGGUUUGACUACUUGUGGACCAAUAAGAAGAGUGUGGAUGAGCGGGAAGUCCUCAAAAACCUGCCAGCCAAGCUUAGGGCUGAGAUAGCCAUCAACGUCCACCUGUCCACACUCAAGAAAGUGCGCAUCUUUCAGGACUGCGAGGCUGGCCUGCUGGUGGAACUGGUAUUAAAGCUCCGGCCUCAGGUCUUCAGCCCUGGGGACUACAUUUGCCGCAAAGGGGAUAUUGGGAAGGAGAUGUACAUAAUCAAGGAGGGAAAAUUGGCAGUGGUGGCUGAUGAUGGUGUCACUCAGUAUGCCCUGCUCUCGGCUGGGAGUUGCUUUGGAGAGAUCAGUAUCCUUAAUAUUAAGGGCAGCAAAAUGGGCAAUCGGCGCACAGCCAACAUCCGCAGUCUUGGCUACUCUGAUCUGUUCUGCUUGUCCAAGGAUGAUCUUAUGGAAGCUGUGACUGAGUACCCUGAUGCCAAGAGGGUCUUGGAGGAGAGAGGCCGGGAGAUUCUGAUGAAGGAGGGCUUGUUGGAUGAGAAUGAGGUGGCAGCCAGCAUGGAAGUAGAUGUGCAGGAAAAGCUAGAACAGCUGGAGACCAACAUGGACACCUUGUACACUCGUUUUGCCCGCCUGCUGGCCGAGUACACGGGAGCCCAGCAGAAGCUCAAGCAGCGCAUCACAGUUUUGGAAAUCAAGAUGAAGCAGAAUAAUGAGGAUGACUACCUGUCAGAUGGGCUGAACAGCCCGGAGCCACCUGCUGAGAAGCCAUAA
Budorcas taxicolor (takin) is the source of this 2315-nucleotide messenger RNA. It is a transcript of the gene CNGA2, whose product is annotated as cyclic nucleotide gated channel subunit alpha 2. Gene Ontology annotation, biological process: monoatomic cation transmembrane transport. Lineage: Eukaryota; Metazoa; Chordata; Mammalia; Artiodactyla; Bovidae. The transcript has 10 exons. Gene Ontology annotation, cellular component: intracellular cyclic nucleotide activated cation channel complex; plasma membrane. The record is from RefSeq and is a predicted model, not a curated record. Gene Ontology annotation, molecular function: intracellularly cAMP-activated cation channel activity; intracellularly cGMP-activated cation channel activity; cGMP binding. The coding region runs from base 120 to 2315 and encodes 731 amino acids.